This is a messenger RNA of Ustilago hordei, 780 nucleotides long. RefSeq lists its product as uncharacterized. The transcript has 2 exons. Gene Ontology annotation, cellular component: nucleus; cytoplasm; ribonucleoprotein complex. Gene Ontology annotation, molecular function: mRNA binding. NCBI's taxonomy places the organism in Eukaryota, Fungi, Basidiomycota, Ustilaginomycetes, Ustilaginales, Ustilaginaceae. The record is from RefSeq and is a predicted model, not a curated record. Bases 1 to 780 code for a protein of 259 amino acids.
AUGUCCACUCGUGUAUACGUCGGUAAGCUUCCCGCUGACGUCCGUCGCGGCGACAUCGAGGACCUCUUCCGCGACUAUGGCCGCCUCUACGAUGUCCGCAUCAUGGGCACAUUUGGCUUUGUCGAGUUCGAGCAUCAUCGUGAUGCUGAGGAUGCCGUCAAGGAUUUUGAUGGUAAGAACUUCAUGGGCGAGCGCAUCGUAGUCCAGCACGCCAAGCAGAGCGAGCGCCGUCGUCCUGAGCCUGCUGGCUACGGCUCUGACCCUUACGACCGCCGCGGUGGUGGUGGAAGAGAACCUCCUUCUCGCUACGGCUCCUCUGUCGCCCCUCCUCCUCGCCGUGAGCCUCGCCUCCGUCGUGGCCAGUUCCGCUGCAUCGUCUCCAACCUUCCUCCCAACACCAGCUGGCAGGACCUCAAGGAUAUUGGUCGCGAGCACGGUUCCGUCUCGUUCGCCGAUGUUGAUGCCGCUCGUCCUGACGAGGGUGUCAUCGAGUAUGACAACCGUGACGACUACGAGCGUGCCCUUGACAAGAUCGAGGGCACCGAGCUUCGUGGUUUCAAGCUUCGCAUCGACCCUGCUCGCCCUCCCCGUGAUGACCGUGACCGAAGCCCUCCCCGCCGUCGCGAUGACAGCCCUCCUCCUCGUCGACGUGAUGACAGCCGUGAUCGCGAGGACAGCCGCGAGCCUGUUCCCGAGCGCAACGGUCGAUUCGACCGGGACAGCCGAAGCCCUCUCCCUCCUCGUGACGAUGACGAUGUUCCCCGUCCCCGAGAUGACUAA